This is a messenger RNA of Ectocarpus siliculosus, 1046 nucleotides long. The record is from the annotation of a GenBank genome assembly. Lineage: Eukaryota; Phaeophyceae; Ectocarpales; Ectocarpaceae.
AUGAGGGCUUCUGUAUUCACGGCUGCGGCUUCCGCGGCGGCGGUAGCCUUGUGUUCCGGAGUGUCGGGGUUUGUCUUCGCACCGCCUCUGGCUGCAAAGCGAGCUGGAGUACCGACGACGGGCAAAGCAUCGCCGUGCGCAUCCACGGCUCCUCGCCAGAGAUGGACGUCGUCCUUGAAAAUGGCUGCGGACGAAUUCGACGGGGAUGCGGUCAUGGCUUCGGCUCAGGAACGGAUGGACAAAUCGGUGGAGAGCGUGCGGCUUAACCUCGAGACCCUCCGAACCGGGCGGGCAAACCCCAAGAUCCUGGACCGCGUGGUCGUGGAGUGUUACGGGGCGGAGACGCCGCUUAACCAGGUGGCCUCCGUGAAGACCACCAGCGCCACCGCGCUCUUGGUGGAGUCGUACGAUCCGACUAUCCUGGCCGACAUCGCCGCCGCCAUCCAAGAGGCGGACUUGGGCCUAACUCCGAACAACGACGGCACCGUGAUCCGGUUGAACAUGCCGCCCGUGACGGAGGACCGCAGAAAGGAACUCGCUAAGGAGGCCAAGGGCCUUGGAGAAGAGGGGAAGGUUGCGAUUCGCAACAUCAGGCGGGAGGCUGUGGACACGGUGAAGAAGGCCGAAAAGGCCAAGAACUUGGGCAAGGACCAGUCUAAGGAUGCACAAGACGCGAUCCAAAAGCUCACCGAUAAGACUACGAAGACCAUAGACGAGAAGGUUGCCGCCAAGGAGAAGGACAUCCUCAAAGUGUAAACGUACCAGGUCUACGUUAUGUACGAGUUCUACGUAAGCAAGUGUAGAGACCGUCUGUCCCUAGAUAGUCUACUUAGAGAAGUUUAAGUACUUCAUAUUAGAGCGUACCGCCGCCCCAUGGGCGAUUUGUUGUGGUCGUCUUCAUCAUCUACAAUUUGCCGCAGCUGGGCUCGAACCCACCCAUUUCGGGCGGAUGCCCACGGCAAAACAUACAAGUGGCUGAGGUGGUCGGUGCGGUGUGGGCGAAAAUGUCUCGGUACGUUUGGGAAUGGCAAGAAAAUUUACCUUCU